GCCAGACCCCGCUCCACCCGCGCCCCGCUCGGCUCCCAGGCUCCCGCAGCCCCAGUGUCGGCCCCGCUGCGCCUGCCCCCAGGGGCCAUGGGGGCGCCCCCGGGCUACCGACCCUCGGCUUGGGUGCAUCUGCUCCACCAGCUGCCCCGUGCUGACUUCCAGCUUCGCCCGGUGCCCAGCGGUUUCGCGCCCCAAGAACAAGAAUACCAGCAGGCCCUGUUGCUGGUGGUGGCCUUGGCAGGCCUGGGCUUGGGCCUGAGCCUCAUUUUCAUUGCUGUCUACCUCAUCCGCUUCUGCUGCUGCCGCCCCCCAGAGCCCCCUGGGGCCAAGAGUCCCCCACCCGGCGGAGGCUGUGUCACCUGGAGCUGCAUUGCUGCCCUUCUCGUCGGCUGCGCUGGCAUUGGCAUCGGUUUCUAUGGCAACAGCGAGACCAGUGAUGGGGUGUCCCAGCUCAGCUCUGCACUGCUGCAUGCCAACCACACACUCACGGCCAUUGACCACCUGGUGCUGGAGAUGGUGGAGAGGCUGGGCGAGGCUGUGAGGACUGAGCUGACCACUCUGGAGGAGGUGCUCACACAGCGCACGGAGCUGGUGGCGGCCGCCCGGGGGGCCCGGCGGCAGGCAGAAGCCGUAGCCCAGCAGCUCCAGGGCCUGGCUUUCUGGCGGGGAGUGCCCCUGAGCCCCGUGCAAGUGGCCGAAGAUGUGUCCUAUGUGGAGGAGUACAGGUGGUUGGCCUAUGUUCUCCUGCUGCUCCUGGAGCUCCUGGUCUGCCUCUUCACCCUCCUGGGCCUGGCAAAGCAGAGCAAGUGGCUGGUGAUUGUGAUGACAGUGAUGGGUCUCCUGGUUCUUGUCCUGAGCUGGGGCUCCAUGGGCCUGGAGGCAGCCACAGCCGUGGGCCUCAGUGAUUUCUGCUCCAGUCCAGACACAUAUAUCCUGAACUUGACCCAGGAGGAGACGGGGCUUGGCUCAGACAUCCUGAACUAUUAUUUCCUCUGCAACCAGGAGGUCUCCAACCCCUUUCAACAGAGGCUGACUCUGUCCCAGCGAGCUCUGGCCAACAUCCACUCCCAGCUGCAGGGCCUGGAGCGGGAAGCUGUCCCCCAGUUCCAGUCUGCGCAGAAGCCUCUGCUGUCCUUGGAGGAGACGCUGAAUACGACAGAAGGAAACCUCCAUCAGUUGGUGGCGCUCCUGCACUGUCGCGGCCUGCACAAGGACUAUGGCACAGCCCUGCGGGGCCUGUGCGAAGAUGCUCUGGAAGGGCUGCUCUUCCUGCUGCUCUUCUCUCUCCUGUCUGCAGGGGCCCUGGCCACUGCCCUCUGCAGCCUGCCCCGUGCCUGGGCCCUCUUCCCACCCAGUGAUGACUAUGACGACACAGAUGAUGACGACCCUUUCAGCCCUCAGGAAUCCAAGCGCUUCGUGCAGUGGCAGUCAUCUAUCUGAGCCCCUCCUCCAGGCCAGACGGGCGUCAGUUCCCCAUCUCCGUGUCUUCCCUGGCUGCCAGAGAAGACCCCGCUAACCCAGCUGCUGGGCCCCCCCACUAACACUGCCCUGGCCAUGGACACCUUAAACAACAGCACUGGCCCCCUGCCCUGCCCUCUCCGCGUCCUUAGCCCAGGAAGGAAGCUGGGGCCGCAGGCCAGGGCCCGGGUCCAGCCGGGGAGGGAGGGGGCAGCCAGCCAGCCCCGCACCCUUCUCCCCUGUGCAGGGCCCAUCCCCGCAGGGACAUGAGUGGCCCCCAGUGGGCGCAGGGCCCUGAUCUCUGCUCACUGCACCACCUUGGGAAUGGGUUGAUUUGAAAUAAAAGGGAAGACUUUA
Molecule: messenger RNA, 1815 nt
Organism: Phacochoerus africanus (Common warthog)
Lineage: Eukaryota; Metazoa; Chordata; Mammalia; Artiodactyla; Suidae
Gene: TTYH1
Product: tweety family member 1
Exons: 14
Coding region: 88-1440 (450 amino acids)
Cellular component (GO): plasma membrane; smooth endoplasmic reticulum membrane
Molecular function (GO): volume-sensitive chloride channel activity; intracellularly calcium-gated chloride channel activity
Source: RefSeq, a predicted model, not a curated record